This is a messenger RNA of Lasiodiplodia theobromae, 3900 nucleotides long. RefSeq lists its product as uncharacterized. The transcript is spliced from 3 exons. The record is from RefSeq and is a predicted model, not a curated record. The coding region runs from base 1 to 3900 and encodes 1299 amino acids. Lineage: Eukaryota; Fungi; Ascomycota; Dothideomycetes; Botryosphaeriales; Botryosphaeriaceae.
AUGCAUGGAGACGAUGCCAGCGACUACCAGAGGGUCAGUAAUGAAGCUCGCAACGGGGCAACAUCGCGCAAUGGAUACGACGCCGCGCCCUCCCAUGCCGCAUCUUGGUCCGAAGCCAGCAGUCGUGUGAGCAGCUUAGAUUCGGGGAGCAGGCCUCAGGCGCCGUACUCGGCAGUCCCGGACGUGUCGGAUGAAGAAGACGGCUACGACGACGAUGGCGUCGCGAGAGAGCAGCAGCAGCAACGGGAUGACGCGCCGUCUAGGGAUCCUGGAGAACGAGCAUCGGCGACGACGCUUGUGAACGAUGGCAAGAACGAUGCCCCGUCCGAGGUGCUGACGGACGAGGCAUCUACGAGCGGAGAACCGACGUGGAUGCCGUUCUACCUGCGGCGGGUCUUCUUGCUGGGGUUUGCGGUCGUGUUCAUUCUGAUGAUAGUGGCGUUGGAGGUGCUGUACUUCUUCUCGGUGCGCGAUGGCGGGCUCGCGACGGUUGAGGAGAGCUUGCAUUACCUGUGGACGUAUGGACCGACGUUUGUGCUCACCAUGGCCGCGGCGCUGUGGGGGCAGGUGGAACACAGCGCGAAGCAGAUGAUGCCAUGGUCGCUGAUGAGUCGCGGUGAGACGGUGGCAAAACACGGGCUGCUGUUGAACUACUUGACCUCCUCAAUGCCAGGGUCUCUGAUCCGAUCGCUGAGGAGAAGGCACUUUGCGGUCAGUAUCGGCAUCUCUGGCUCACUCGUCCUGCGGCUUCUGAUCAUCUUUUCCACGGGCCUCCUCAGCUUGGAAUACCGUUCCGUGACCAGCAGCAGGGACUUCGUCUUUCAGGACGACUUUGACCUUUCGAAAGACUACGCGGCACUGGAAGACGACGGGUUCCGGCCGUUGAGCAACACGGUCAAUUUCUGGGCGACACUGAACUAUAACUUGUCUUAUCCUCAUGGCGCGACCUCGCAGUAUGCUCUACAGUCAUUUGCGCCCAGUGACGACGGCAAUUACAUCAACGUGACGGCCGAUGUCCUGGUGUUUGAGGCGUUGCUGGAAAACUGCGAGGCAUUCAACUUCACGUACGACACUGGCGGUUCAACCGAUACCUUUGGAAUCUCCUUGUCCAGGGCAGCCCCGAAGGAUUUGUGGAACGAACUCGAGCAGUGGUGUUACGAAGGGCAUACGACGUACGGCUCGACGGAUUCGGUGGCCGACGGGCUCCUCAGCGCGUUCCAGAACCUGACGCAACACAUCUACAAGUGCACCAAUUCGACGCCGAUAGAGGAGCAGGAAGACCGCAUUCUCAUCACGCUGGAUACCUGGCUCUCGGUGGACCAAGCAGAAACGUCGGGCAUAAUGUGCGAGCCCAAGUACUCGCUGACGCGGCGAACCGUCACAAACGCGACGGGGGCUGCGGGGAUUGAGGAUGGCCUCAACGUGAGCUCGGCAGUCCAGGAGACGCUGGACCUGGGCAGCAAGCCAUUCAACGUCACGUCGAACAUCAUCCAGAGCAUGGAUGGCGAAUGGUCUGGGGUGUUCACCACCCAGGCGAACGUGUGGUACACCAUGUUGAACACGUCGCAGCCACAGAGCAGCUUGAAAGCCUUCAGGAACACCAGCCUGACCACUGAGCUUUCGCAGGGCAUGUUUGCCAGCUACGCGGCCUACACCAUCAAGAAAGACUUCAUGGACACGUCCAACAGGACGGCGAACGGGACUGUCGCCUUUACCGAGAACCGUCUCUGUGUGCAGGAGCUUUCACUGAGACUCAUGGAGGCGCUGCUCGCGCUGCUGGCACUUCUCAGCAUAGCCCUGUGCUUUUUCCCCCCUGGAGUGUUCCAUCGCGAUCCCAGGCCGGUGGGCGCUCAUGCUUUGAUGCUGGCAAGGAGCCCGGCCCUCAUCGAAGUGCUGAGCGGGUACGGGGCUUCGUCGAAGCAGGCUCUCAGAGCACGUCUCUCGGGGUACACGGCCACGUUCCCGCAGCAGAAGCCACCGGCAGGCGCUGCGAUCACUGUCACGGCUCGGGAUGGCACAAAGACGGAAACGGACGAAAUGGACCAAGGGAAGUGGUGGCAUCCGCUCCCCCUCACAUUGUGGUUCCGGGGCUUGCUCGUAGCCAUCGCAAUAGCCAUCAUCGUCGCCCUCGAAGUGCUGCUGCAGGCAUCGGACAAGCACAACGGGCUCGCCGACGUGGUGCUUGAGGGCUACCAGAAGUAUGCCUGGACGCUCAUCCCGUCUCUGGUCAUGGCCAGCAUUGGGCUGGCUUUCUCCCUGGUCGACUCCAUCACACGGGCGCUGCAUCCGUUCCACCUGCUGCGCAGAGGCCGGGCCAGCUUCAACGACCUGCUCUAUGAUCCGGCGGGCCAGGUGUCGCUCGUUGCGGCUGUGCGCGCAGCGCGGCAGCGACACUUCGCCCUCCUGGCCAUCCUGCUCACCGGCCUGCUAGCACCCAUGCUGACCAUCGUCACCAGCGGCCUGUACACGGCCGUUCCCGUGCCGUCGACGCACAGUGCGGCGCUGCAAAUGCAGGACUGGUUCAACCUGGACAAUCGCACCGUCUCGCGCAUCAACACGGUCGACAACGACAGCGGAGAGGGCCGCGCCAUUUUCCAGCUGGUGCAAUUCUCCAACCUGUCAUACCCGCAGUGGACCCACGGCGCCUACGCUUUCUCCAGCUUCAGCGGCGACGGGCUGGCCGGGGAAGCCACGAGCGUGCGGGCGCGCCUGCCCGCCGUGCGCGCCAACCUGAACUGCAGCCUGCUGCACUACUACACGCACAGGAACUUCACCUACGACGCCAACGGCUUCUCGUACGUCUUCGUCCCCAUUGAUGCGCCCGCCGGCUGCCACGCCGGCCGCUACAGCAGCAACGACACGAGCCCGCGCCAGCUCUGGCUGUCGGUCAACGCUCUCAACCAGUGGGGCGCCCACUCGGACGGCCCGUUCGUCGCGCUGCUGAAGGACGACUACUCGACCGCGUCGCUGGCCUUCGAAGACAAGUACGUGUCGACUCCGAAAACCCUGGACGUCUGCGCCGACGGCCGCCAGCACCUUUUCUACGGCGCCGGCACGCUGACUGGGGACAUUUUCGACGACCUCGCCCUGAUGCACUGCAUGCCCUACGUCGAAGCCCUCUUCGUCACUGCCAACCUGUCGCUGCCCGGUCUCGAGCUCAGCACCGCCGACCAGCCGCUCGUGCCCGACGAGGACUCGGCCGUCUUCCUCUCCUCGUCGGCCAGCGCCACCGCCAUCGGCCAGGAAGAGUUCGCAAUCUUCACCUCCGCCCUCGUCAACGGCAGCACCCACGGCGUCGGCGACCUGGCCACCAUCACCGGCCGCGCCAACGUCGACGCCUUCAGGCACGCCCUCGAGUCGCUGUACGCCGUCUACGCCGCCCAGAACUUGAACUUCAACUACCGCCUGGCCCUCGAUCCCGCCACCAACCUGACUUCCUUCCUGUUCCCGACCGACGCGUCGCGCCACAACUCGUCCAACGCCCCUGGCACCAUGGAGAAGUUCAUCAUCCGCGACGACGACGAUGAUGCCGUGCUGACGGCCCAGCAAAGGCUGCGCCUCAAGCAGAGCCCCAUCUCGACCCGCAUCUUGGAGGGCCUGAUCGCCGCCAUGGCCGUGUGUUUGAUCGCCGCCGCCGUGCUGGAGACCAUGACGCUGGGCCUGGCCGCCAGGGUCUUGCCCAAGGACCCGGGAUCCGUGGCCGCCAAGAUGACCUUGUUUGCCGAGGGAGACGCGUGGCCAAGGGAGGUCCCGGUGGGAGCUGACAUGUGGCCGGAUCGGGUCCUGGUGCGGAAAGGCGUCUUCGAGGGCCGCUUGUUUGGCUUGCGUUGGUGGGGGGGUGCGGAGGACGGGGGAGGGAGGAGGUUUGGCGUUGAUAUUGCCAGUGCGGAGAGCCGGUGA